Molecule: messenger RNA, 2631 nt
Organism: Manduca sexta (tobacco hornworm)
Lineage: Eukaryota; Metazoa; Arthropoda; Insecta; Lepidoptera; Sphingidae
Product: bombyxin-related peptide A
Exons: 5
Coding region: 278-964 (228 amino acids)
Cellular component (GO): extracellular region
Molecular function (GO): hormone activity
Source: RefSeq, a predicted model, not a curated record
UCAUCAGUUAUAUUAACGGCGCGGCGCACGCGGCGGCACGAGUGCUGACAGCGGUCGCGCUGGUGGACGUUGCGCCUCCUUAGUGUGCGGUGUACGAACGCGACCUGUGCUUCUGUGAUACGGCAUACAGCUCACCGUCCACCAGCUGUAUACCACGCAUAACAGACACCUCGGUGCAUCCUACCUACAACUCUUACUUAAAUCUACUGCUUGGACCGCUGACACCACUAAGAAACCUACUAGCUACCUCUCAUCGUAUCAAACAAGAUUUGCAAAUAUGCUCGUGAACAGGGCUAUGCAAUUUGCUGUGUUAACAGCAGCGGUGCUCUGGGAGAACAGAUCUGAAGCUGCUGCCAAAGCUUCGGUCAAAUUCUGCGGCCGACAUUUAAGUGAGAUCAUGAGCAGAGUCUGUCACGCAUACAACGGACCUACAGUAGUAGAGCAACCAGGACCGGUAGUCCGGAGAAGACGACAACUUGGUAUAGCUGACGAAUGCUGUAUAAUCGGAUGCACGUGGGAACAACUUAGUGAAUACUGCUCUAUUAGUGCGUACUCAGAGUCGCCAUUAGAAGAUUUAGAAACACAUAUAAUUUCGGAUCGUUCUGCGGAGCAAGAGGUUGAAACGAUGGGCGGUGCGCGGACGACGACAACGGCAAAGUCGGUGCCAACGCUGGAGACCAGUGUGCGGGGACCUGAUGGCAUGAAGAGCGCACGGCGCGAGGUGGGACGCGCACGAAGUCGAGGGUACGGGCGCGCACGAGGCCACGGUUGUUGGUGCCGGCGCAAACGGCGCCCGGCCCGCCGGCGAACCUCUGUCAUGGGUAACAUGGGCUUCGUAAAAAGUGCAGCACGCGCUGCUCCCGUGGUGGGCACCGUUUCUCCUCUCAUAACGUGGGGCAGGACUCUAAAUACUGAUUUACCGAUAGCCAGCCGAGAUCGGUACGCUUACAUAGUUUAUGCGUAAUCAUAUUUUUCAAGAAUCUAAUGAAACCCGCCGCUCAAGAAUAACGUGAAUUUUGGAAAUGCAAGUGUAUAAAAAACUGAGUGAGUCGUGGAUGUGUGCUAAAUAUCAUGUCUAACCUAUUAAAGGAAUAAUUUGCAGGCUCUCGAUGCUAGCAAAGAUCAAAAAACAAUUUGAUUGACUCUGUGUGAGCAAAAUAGGCGGUAUUUUUGCCGAAGUGUUCAUUCGUAGAAUAGUGAUAUAUUUAUUAUAGUGUUUUAAUUCUGAUUUCCAACCAAUAUUGAGCAAUGACUAUAUCAUGUGUCUAUAUCGCGGCCCAGGUAUACCUAAUCACUGUUAUAACUAGUAGGUAUGUAGUUUAACGAUUUGAAGAUUGCUUUACCCAAUACAUUAUAGUACCUUCCGAUUGAUUGAUUGAUUGAUACUUAUAACUACCACGAGAUUAAACUCAUAACUUUUACAUUUUUAAUAUUCAAACGCAAGCAGGAGUCACAAAAUCUAGCAGGGAGGUAAUGAUAGGUGAUGAAACUAAUGAAUUUCUUUAAAAAAAUAUCCAUAGCUCUGUGAAUUAAUAGGUGACUAUUGCAAUGGCUGAAACUUUGUGAUGGAGGAUCAAAUCAGAUUGUAUAAAAUGUCUACAUAAAUGAGUAACAACUCAUACAUGCCCGAUGAAUGAAAGGGCAAUAUUAGAGGGAAAGACGCUAACAUAGCUUUUUUGACACAUUUCUAAGUUUCACUACCUAUCACAAUUAUUUUUUAAUGAAAUAAAUUUUGUGACCCUACAUGCAGUGUAGUCAAUUUACCUAGUGGAAUAAAACGUCGCUUAUCGAUUAUUAUAUGACUUUCUUCGGACGUCCCAGAAAGUAGUUACAAGUGGAACACCUACCUGAAUAUUUAGUGACAUAAAUAUUCAAGAAUUUUACUUUAUAAAAUGUUUUUGAACCUAUCGUAACAAAUGUGUUAAUGCAUUAAUCUAAUUCUGAUGAAUGUGAUAUAACACAGAAUUUAAUAAACAAAACCAUUAAUUAAUUGGAAAUUAUCUGUGUAACUGUGAAGAUUCUUUAUAUUUCUAUUUGACACUAUUAUCUGGCACUAGCCAUAACAUUAUCUUGUUUUGCGUUAAUGUGGUAUGGAUAUUUGAGUAUUUUGCUUGAUGCUUUUACUGUGUAACUGUACGUGCCAACAUUGUCAUCAUCACACUAAUUUAUUACGUAUCAUCAUUCCAUUAGUUAAUAUUUGUAAUUGAGGCUCCCAAUUGUAUUCAUAGCUUAUUUUAAGAUUCGCUAUAUCAGACUGAACACAGUUCAAUACUCUUCUAAAUGUAAAGUGUGUUUCUAUAAUUCAUGUAAUUUAUAUCUGUAUAUUCAAAUAUAACCGAUAGGAUUAUAUUUUAACGAUCACAAAUAUUCACAUUGUAGACACGAUUACAAUUAUUGCCUUAGAAUUAUACGUAAAUGUCCUACCAUUUAAGAAUUAAAGAUCUCUAAAACAUCUGUGAUAACUCCAACUGAUAAACAUAAAAAAUCUUUAAUUUAUAAUAUUAUUUUAGUACUUUCUACGAAAUAAUUAUUAUCUGUAUUCCCUUAUACUAGAUACCCCAGUGUAUGUAAGUUAGCAUAAAUAAACGUGACUGACUAAACGAUUGCUGUAUUAAACUCAUUUAUUGAAAA